Molecule: messenger RNA, 621 nt
Organism: Cynocephalus volans (Philippine flying lemur)
Lineage: Eukaryota; Metazoa; Chordata; Mammalia; Dermoptera; Cynocephalidae
Gene: FGF4
Product: fibroblast growth factor 4
Exons: 3
Coding region: 1-621 (206 amino acids)
Biological process (GO): positive regulation of protein phosphorylation; positive regulation of gene expression; positive regulation of cell population proliferation
Cellular component (GO): cytoplasm
Molecular function (GO): fibroblast growth factor receptor binding; growth factor activity
Source: RefSeq, a predicted model, not a curated record
AUGGCGGGGCCCGGGGCGGCCGCGGCGGCGCUGCUCCCGGCGGUCCUGCUGGCCCUGCUGGCGCCCUGGGCGGGCAGAGGGGGCGCCGCCGCGCCCACCGCACCCAACGGCACGCUGGAGGCCGAGCUGGAGCGCCGCUGGGAGAGCCUGGUGGCGCGCUCGCUGGCGCGCCUGCCGGUGGCCGCGCAGCCCCAGGAGGCGGCCGCGCAGAGCGGCGCCGGCGACUACCUGCUGGGCAUCAAGCGGCUGCGGCGGCUCUACUGCAACGUGGGCAUCGGCUUCCACCUCCAGGUGCUCCCCGACGGCCGCAUCGGCGGCGUGCACGCGGACACGAGCGACAGCCUGCUGGAGCUGUCGCCGGUGGAGCGCGGUGUGGUGAGCAUCUUCGGUGUGACCAGCCGGUUCUUCGUGGCCAUGAGCGGCAAGGGCAAGCUCUACGGCUCGUCUUUCUUCACCGAUGAGUGCAAGUUCAAGGAGAUACUCCUCCCCAACAACUACAACGCCUAUGAGUCCCACACGUACCCUGGCAUGUUCAUCGCCCUGAGUAAGAACGGGAAGACCAAGAAGGGGAACCGAGUGUCACCCACCAUGAAAGUCACCCACUUCCUCCCCAGGCUGUGA